CACUACCCGUGCUGCGGCGGCAAGGUUUGCUGCGAGCGGCGGCAGGGCGCGUGCUGCAGGAACCAGAGGGGCGAGCCGUACUGCUGCCUCUACCCCUCCACCUGCUGCAAGCACGGCUGCUGCGGCUUCUGACCGGCCCACUGCUCCCACGCCCAUCUUGCUCCCUUGCUCAUCUGCCACCCGCUUUAAGCCACUGUGCAUACUCUCCCCACAGCCUGCUCUCACCUCAAAAGUUCUCUACAUGAGUCCCAUAUUCAUUCUAGGGUGCUGGGUUUCGGGUAUUUAGGGCUAGGGUGUAGGUGCUCUCCUGAUUUUGCUAGUUGUG
Molecule: messenger RNA, 325 nt
Organism: Closterium sp. NIES-67
Lineage: Eukaryota; Viridiplantae; Streptophyta; Zygnematophyceae; Desmidiales; Closteriaceae
Source: the annotation of a GenBank genome assembly